Molecule: messenger RNA, 4314 nt
Organism: Leishmania braziliensis MHOM/BR/75/M2904
Lineage: Eukaryota; Euglenozoa; Kinetoplastea; Trypanosomatida; Trypanosomatidae
Gene: PUF4
Product: putative pumillio protein 4
Exons: 1
Coding region: 1-4314 (1437 amino acids)
Biological process (GO): post-transcriptional regulation of gene expression
Cellular component (GO): cytoplasm
Molecular function (GO): mRNA binding
Source: RefSeq, a predicted model, not a curated record
AUGUUCGCCCAAGCGGAGAGUGAAGAGCUGCUGCACCUGCUGUCGCAGGUGCGCCUCGUGGCGGACGAGGAAGCACGUAACGAGCAAGAGCAAGAUCAGCAAGUACAACAGGAGCAGCCUCAUCAGCGGCAUCACCCAGGCACAGGCAGCGAGCACACGAUAUCACUGUAUGAUUCCGCUCUCAGCGCGACAGCAGAGGUACUUGGCAAGCAGAGAAGCAACGGCAGCUCGGCGACCAUCGCCAGUUGUAGCGGUGGCUCUGCUGCGGGGCGAUACACCGCCUCCUCCACUGCAGCCGUCACGAGUAGCUGGACGGUGUAUGACAACACGGACAGCUCCUUUCUCACCGACUACGAGCACCACCACGCGAACUCGUUGAACCAGCCUCCAGUGAGUCGCACCCCGGCCACGGAUGCAAAAGUGCUUCCACAGCGCUCGGACGAGCGAGCGAGGAGCGUCGAAGAAGGCUUGGCCAAACGCGGCGACGGCUACAACGUAUUCCGGGAGCCGAAGCAGCUCCUCUUCACCUCCCCCUCAGCAGCGACUCAGGUGGCCACUCUGCAGCAGAGACCAUCGCCGCACGCGCGCCAAUCCAUUCCCCCCUCUCAUGCACUCACCGCUUACACCUCAGCUGUGAGCACGGCAACUAAAGCGACGACGCCGCUCUCGAUCGAUGAUGCAGCGUCGAUCUUACCGGUUGCAGUCAACCGUGACAGCAGCGACUACCCCAGCACAACAGUAGAUAGUGCGAUGUUUCGAGGUACCCCCUUAGCAGUGGUCGUACCAUCGGUGCUGUCCGGCUACGCCAGGCGCGAGGGCACGGUGGUAGGCGAAGGCGGGCUCGAGGGCGUCUCAUACACUGCAGCUGCGAUACGGAAGGAGGGUGCUGACGGGGAUGGCGAGGAGGAGUUUGGCCGCGCCGGUGAUGGUGAAAGUGGCGGCGACCGACUAUCGGACGUCUGGACUCCGGCGCGCAGUGCUGAGACGCCGCAGUCAGCGCUAGAUGGCUCUACCCGGUCGAUACGUGCGUUUCACCCGCCGCGGCAGCAGUCGCAUCAGCAGCUUCACCAGUACCACACCACCCUGUCGUCUCCGUCCUCCGCAGCGGAGGCAGCUGUCGCGCAGUUCUUUCGUGGAAGCAGCAGCCUAGAUGCCCUCGACAGCGGCGGUCACGACGGUGCGUGGCGUGCAUGUGUCGAGGCGGAGCUCGCGGAGCUUCAGCGUGGUGGCCGCCUUCUCACAAGCGGCUCGGCAGGCACGACGGUGCAGGGAACGUCAAUUUCGACAGUUUCGCCGCUUCCACCAACGUCGACGACACCGUAUCACCAGCUGCUGAGUCGACUGCGGCACAGUCCGUCACAGGUGCCAGCGGGUGGGCUUGGGUCUGCCAACACUGCCUCCGUGGGCGGUGCGGCGCGCGCGAAUACGCCGCCGGAUCGACGCCAGCUAUCCUUCUCACGCCUGAGCAGCAUGGGGCCGACGUCGGUCUACACAGCCAACAUCACCAACAUGCAGUGGCCUUCCUCCUCCGCUGCAGCCGCUGACACAUCGACAGAGCAGGGCCGCAGCUGCUGGCCGCGCACCAACCUCACCCCGUCCGAGGCGGCAGCGUUGUGGGAGUGUCUAAGCCCGUACGAGAGGGCCACCGCCGCAGCAGCAGCGAGCUCGAACGCAGCCUCCGUCGCGGCAGCCGCGGCGCUGCUCCACACCCCUGACACAGUACCGAAGCCAGUCACGCUAUCCUCGAUUGCUGCCCACCUUCAUAGUGGCGUUGGCGAUCCGGGUAUCCCCGAGGUGACAUACGAAGCGCAGCCGUACGCUGCCGGUCCUGGCCACACAUUUGUGUCCCCGUCCGCGUUUACCACGGCCCCGGGGCGGGUGCCUCGCCCAGCCAGCACGGCACAGCUCUUUCCACCGUCGUCAUCGCAUCCCAGCCCUGCACCGACAGCAACGACCGGCACACGUGUCUCGCCGCACCACGGCUGGCACCAAGGCAACAGCAACCACCGGCAGGAGCAGCAUUCGCACACGGUGCCGCCUCGCACGAGCGCAGCAACAACCAUGGCCCUGCCGCCGCCGCCACCGCCACCGCCCGCGUCGACACCGUCAUUGCCAACAACAGCAGCAAGAGGCUCGCACAGGUCCCAGCAGCACAACUUACAGUCACCUUCCGUGCGCCGUUGGAGUCCCAUUGAUGCGUCUCCAUCGAUCACUAGUACCGGCCACAUCGCCGGUAACGCAACCAACUCGCCUCCCUCCUGCAGUCUGCGGCCCUCGCCGCACCCUCGCCCGUCCAACGGCAGCUCGCCAGCGCUGCGGCGAUACACCAUCAUCACCCCCAGCGGUCACACGACGACCGCGACAGCCACCAACAGCACAAACAGCGGCGGCAAGAAGCGCAUGGGCGGAAGCCCUCUCGACCCCAACGGUACAUCGGUCGCGGCCCGAGAAGUAUCGCGCGAGGCGCGGCCACGUGUGCAGCUCUCGCCGUUAACUUACACGACUGGCGUUGGUGCCCGUGGUAAGAGCUCGUCGCCAUACCACCACAACCCCAGCAGUCUCGCGGCCCACCACCUGAACAGUCCGUCGACCUCCGCAGUCGCAACCACCGGGAGUGGGGCGUCGAUGGUGUCGCCUGCCGCCGUUCAAGCGCUUAUCCAGCGCCUGCACGCAGCGGCGGCAAUUGUUCUGCCCAACUCGCCGUCCGCAUCGCCCGUUGUGCCGGGUGAUGGGCAGCUGUCGCGCACGACUGAGGAAAGCAAGGUCGCUGGUGCCACCGCAGUGCCGGACGUUGCCUCGGCGCCGAUCAUACUCGCCAUGUCGCACGAUCAGCACGGCUGCCGUCUGCUGCAGGCGGUGAUCGACGCCGAGUGCAGCGAAGUCGAGGCAUUCGACGGAGCGCACGACGAACUGGCGGCAGCAGACAACGCCGCGGCUGCUGCGGACCGAGCAGAGGCUGUGCGAGAUGGGUGUAUGACAGUGUCGCCGCUGGGGGUAACUGGGGCGAGGGCCGGGGAGAAGGGAAGCGUUGGCAACAGCGUCCGCGAGCGCCGCCGCCGUCGCGCCGAGGCCUUCGAGAACUCCAUCCCUGUACGCGUGGUUCUGCAGGCAAUCGAGCCCAAGCUAGAUGCCGUCAUGGCCGACGGGUACGGCAACUUCCUCCUCCAAAAGGUCUUUGACAUGGCGCCUGAUGCGGAGCGCCAACGGCUGCUGCGGCUGCCGUCGCUGCAGCAUCACCUGUGCGAGGUCGCCUGUUCCCCUCAUGGCACCUUCGCAGUGCAGCGGCUCGUCGAGACGGUGCGCAACGCGGAAGAGGAGCACCUCGUCUUCGUUGCACUGGAGCGCGAUCUGCUGCGCCUGCUGACGAACGCGAACGGUGGCCACGUUCUGAUGAAGGUGAUGGAGUGCAUUCGACGUCAGUACAUCGCCUUGAUAUCCGGCACAAACAGUGCCGCAGAGCUGUCGCCCGCAGCCAUGGCGGCGACGCCGGCAAGGACGCCCACAACGGCAUCGGGCGAAAGCAGCACUGCACCAUCGCGUCGCCUGCUCGAGGAGCGGGUGGAGGUGCUCUUUCAGGCGAUUCAGCAGCAUUUGCUGUACGUCUGCCAGCACAAGCAGGGCUGCUGCAUUAUGCAAAAGUGUCUGGACUUCCUCCACGCGUGCGCUGGAUUGUCGCCGUCGUCGCCUCUCUCCUCCUCUCCUGCCGGGGCACCGAUGGACUACUUCGAACGCAUGGCAGCGCUUCUCCUGCCCCACGUACAGGAGCUCUCCGCCCACCCCUUUGGUAACUACGUCGUGACCCGCCUCGUGGACGUCUGCUACGCACGCGGCACCACCACCACCAUCGACGCCGUGGCGGCUGGCAUGCAGCGAGACUUGGUGCGGAUGUGCACGAACAAGUUUGCAUCCAACGUGAUUGAGCACAUUCUGCGUCACUGCAGCGAGCGGCGCAUUCGACUCCUCUGCCAGUCGCUGAUGGUUUCCGCCACACCUCCAUCGACGUCAGCAGUGUACUCCUCUUCGGCUUCGAUGGCGGCAUCGGCAGCGGCCACAAAUGCCGCCAUCGCUCGCCUGCCCUUAAGCACCGUUGUCAUGGACCCGUACGGCAACUAUGUCAUUCAGACGCUGCUGACGGUGGCACCGGUGGACGAGCUGGUGAACACACGUGCAGAGGGAGGCGGUAUGCUGCCCGUGCUUCAGCAGCUCCUGCCGCUGCUCAGUUCACGAAACUACGGUCGGAAGCUGGAGACCAAGACGGAGCUCGCCUUGCUGAGAGUGGAACAGCACCAACAGCAGAAGCAGUGCCAUAGUUAA